AUGUUUUAUACACAUGCUAUAUUAACUAAACGUGGUCCAUUAGCACGUCUUUGGCUUGCAGCACAUUGGGAUAAAAAAUUAACAAAAGCACAAAUAUUUGAAACCGAUAUACGUCUUAGUUGUGAAUCAAUACUUGAACCAUGUUUAAAAUUAGCCUUACGUACAAAAGGACAUUUAUUACUUGGUGUUGUAAGAAUAUAUUCACGUAAAACAAAAUAUUUAUUAGCUGAUUGUAAUGAAGCUUUUAUUAAAAUAAAAAUGGCAUUUCGACCUGGUAUUGUUGGAAUUGAAGGUACAAAUAAUCAUAUUAAUCAAGAUUCUGAUACAAGAGAAGUUUCAAUAGCUGCAAUAACAUUACCUGAAAAUUUUCAUGAUUUUGAUUUAAUUGAUCUUAAUAUUGAUUAUAUUGAUGAUCCAUCACGAUUUCAUAUUCAUCAAGCACGUGCAGAAGAAAUUACAUUAAAAGAAGAUUUUAUUAGUGUACCUAUGCCAGUUGAUGAUGAUUUUGGUGAUACGAAUGGAUUUGAUGAACCUGAAUUAUUUCGUAAACAACUUCAACCAUCACUUCAUUUGAAUAGACAAAAUUCAUCAAAUAUAGAUUUAGAUAAUACAAAUAUACGUAAAGAUCAAAGUAUUGCACGACCAUUCAGCGAUGAUCCAUUUGCAUUGGAUGGAUUUGGAGAUUUUGCUGCACCUGCUUCAGUAAUUGGUAUUGGUGGUGAUAAUUCAAAUUUAUCAAAUGAAAAAGAUCAAUAUGAUCAUGUUAUGUCACCAUUUCAUCAAGAUGAAAAUGUGCCUGAACUACCAGCAAUUCAUGAUCAUGAAGCACCAAUUCGUGAACAAAAUCAAGCUGAUGAUGAUAAUCGUAUGGAUAUUGAUGCUAUAAAUCAAGAUUUACAAGCUAAUCCAGGUGUUGAUGAUACAACACUUGUAUCAAAUGCUUCAGAUGAAUUUAUUUUACCACCUAUAUCAACAACCGCACAAACACCUGCAACUCGACAAGCUAUAAAACGUAAACGAAAAUUAGUUGUUGAUGAAGUUAAAGAAAUUGAUAGUACAUCAAUGAAAACACAAUUAAGUGAUACAACAGAUAUUGUUGGCGUACUUGAAUUAGCACCACCAACACGUCGUUUAAUGCAUUUAAAAGAAACCGGUGGAAUUGAAAAAUUAUUUUCUCUUAGUGCUACAUCUAUAUAUUCAAAAACAUUACAACAAUUAAUCACACGUAAUAUGGUUACAAAAUCAUUAGAUCAAAUGCCACCUGAUAAUUAUCAAAUUCAACAUGAUCUUGCUAUGGAACAACUUGAACGUGAAAAAGAUGAUACAUCAAUUGAACAUAUACGUGGUGCACAUCAUCAUUAUCUUGAAGUUUUAGGUCAUGAUUCAUCAAAUCGUUCUAAAAAACGUAGUUUAUCACCAUAUGAUGAAUUAAAUAAUGAUAAACGUCAACGUUUAGAUACAAUUUUACCAGAUGAUUCAUUAUUUUUUCCACCAAUGACAACAUCAAUGGAUAAUCUUAUAGAUGUUAUACCUGGACCAAUGUCACCAACACGAAAAAGUGGACGUAAAGUUCAUGAACUUAAUCAAACACCAUUAUCACCAUCACGUACACCAGUUAAUACACGACGUAAAAAAGGUAUGGGCCAUUUAACAAAAGAAAAUCAUGAAGAACAAGAAGAUGAUGAUGAUGAACAUGGACAAACAACAACAGCUCAAGAAGAUUUUGAAUCGGGUAAAAAAUUAAAUCGUCGUGCAAAAAUCAUGCUCAAUGCAUUUGAACGUGCAUUUGAUUCAGCUGAUGGACUUUCAUUUCAUGAUCAUUUAUCAUCGGGUAAUCCAAAUUAUCAUACAAGAAAAUUAACAGCACAAAAAUUUUAUACAUUAUUGGUAUUAAAAAAAAUACAAGCUAUUGAUGUUGAACAAAAUCAAGCAUUUGAAGAUAUUACUGUAACACCUGGUGUAAAUUUUCAUCAAUAUAUAACAAGUGGUGGAAGAUGA
This is a messenger RNA of Rotaria sordida, 1998 nucleotides long. The record is from the annotation of a GenBank genome assembly. Lineage: Eukaryota; Metazoa; Rotifera; Eurotatoria; Philodinida; Philodinidae.